GAAAGGAAGACGCCUGCCACGGGGUCGGCCGUUCGAGCGGGAGUUUUGGGCUGAACACAUUAUCAAUGGGUUUAGCUGGAGUCCUGUCACAUAGUGGGCAGCCUUAAAAAUAUUAGACCGGGCCAUCCUUCACUGGUGGCAGGGGAAAGGGGCAACAGCCCCAGUAGCGAAUUCUACCAGUGAGCAAUGUGACAUGGUUGUUUCUUGCCUGGCACGUUUCCCAGGACCCUGAUGAGCUGUCUCCCGGUAGAGAUCGGCACCGACUCUGCGCUCCUCGGUGAAUGUUUGCUCACUGACAGCUUGCGGUUAACAUGGCCCCUGGCUCGAUUGAGGUGGAGCGCAAGUUCGUCCCGGGACCUGGCACCGAGGAACGGCUGCAGGAGUUGGGGGGCAUCCUGGAGCACCAGAUCACCUUCCGAGACAGCUACUAUGACACCCCCGAGCUGGACCUCAUGAGGGCUGACCACUGGCUGCGUCACCGAGAGGGUCGUGGGUGGGAACUCAAGUUUCUUGGGGCAGCAGGUGUCUCGGGGGCCCACACAGAGUACAGGGAACUCACAGAGGGGCCUGCAAUCGUGGCCCAGCUCUGUGAGGUUCUGGGGACAAAGGGUCAGGGGACUGGAGGUGUGGCUGCCAUGCUAGGUCCCCUGGGACUGGAGCAGGUAGCUAGUUUUGUGACUACACGGAGCUCCUGGAAGCUGAUGUUUUUGGGGGCUGAGCAGGAGUCCCCACUCAGGGUGGACCUGGACACAGCGGACUUUGGCUACGCCGUGGGUGAAGUGGAGGCCCUGGUGCACGAGGAAGCCGAAGUACCACAGGCCCUGGAAAAGAUCCACAGCCUGAGCAGCCUGCUUGGUGUACAGGCCCUGGAGAAACCACCCGCCAAGCUGAUCGUCUACCUGCAGCGUUUCCAGCCCCAGCACUACCAACUCCUGCUGAAAGUGAAGCGUGCCAGAGAGAGGCCCCCAGGGACUCAACAGCCAGACUAGGAGUGUCACUGGCCAGAGGACCAGAGUUUGGGGUUCUUGCCUGAGCUCACGGGGCCGCUUAGCCUGGCUUCUCUUCCAACAAGGAACUCCUGACUCUCCCCGGCCCUGCUGACUCCUUUGCUUACCUUGAGCUCCUCUGCCCUGAAUCCUCCCCGGCCGCCUCUUCUCCCUCAUCCGUCAGAUGCAAUCUGUGGACCGCCCCUCUCCCCUGGCCGCUAAGCAGCCUCCAUUGAUUUCCGCUCGUGUUUAUAGGAUUUCCACUUAGCCGUGAUCAGUAGUUAAGCACAGGAAAAUCCCUUGCCACCCCCCCUCCCUUGGUCGAUGCCAUUGAUUCUGCCAGAGGCUCCUACCCGGGCUUACAGCUGAGUUAGAGAGGAGGGCGGCAGCAGGGAUUUCCCCGCCUGGGGUGUGGGGUGUGGGGAAUAGCAGUAGGCUCCCGAGAAACAAAGUGGGAGCUGCUGCUGCUGCAAAGCGAGAAAUUCUGGUUUGGUUUUGCAAUGGUGCCCUGUUCCGGCCCCAGCCUGUGGAGGCUUCCCCUGGACGUGUGGGGCAACCCACUCCCCAGGCUGCAGAGGGGCGGAAAGAAAAACCUUCCUUUGUUGAUCAGGUUUUAAAGGCGUAGGAAGAUACAGAAA
This is a messenger RNA of Echinops telfairi (small Madagascar hedgehog), 1624 nucleotides long. RefSeq names its product thiamine triphosphatase (gene THTPA). The coding region runs from base 312 to 989 and encodes 225 amino acids. The record is from RefSeq and is a predicted model, not a curated record. NCBI's taxonomy places the organism in Eukaryota, Metazoa, Chordata, Mammalia, Afrosoricida, Tenrecidae. Gene Ontology annotation, biological process: thiamine metabolic process; thiamine diphosphate metabolic process; dephosphorylation. Gene Ontology annotation, molecular function: magnesium ion binding; thiamine triphosphate phosphatase activity. The transcript is spliced from 2 exons.